This is a messenger RNA of Lycium barbarum (goji berry), 4955 nucleotides long. RefSeq lists its product as uncharacterized. The transcript has 12 exons. Bases 278 to 4318 code for a protein of 1346 amino acids. NCBI's taxonomy places the organism in Eukaryota, Viridiplantae, Streptophyta, Magnoliopsida, Solanales, Solanaceae. Gene Ontology annotation, molecular function: protein binding. The record is from RefSeq and is a predicted model, not a curated record.
CCCACCUUAACCAUGUAAAACCCUCCAAUCCCCCAACAACAAUUUCAAACUCCAACCUAAACCCCCCAUUACCCCGCUCUCCUCUUAAAACAAACAAAAACAAAACCCAAAACACACACAAAACACUGUGUGGAAAAAAGAAAAAGAAACACUCACAACAGUCUCUUUCACAACUCUCAAAGAUUCCUCUUUUUCUUAAUCACAAAGCAAAAAAAAGAAUAAAAACUAAAGCCAUUCAAUCAAAAACCCUAAAUCCCCAAAUUUGAAAUAUUCAUUUAUGUCAUCUAAACCUAAUAAUAGCUCUAAUUCCGAUGCAGGAUUUAAUUGCUCAUUUUCAAUGGCAUCAUCAUCCGGGUCAAAACCGGGUUCGGAUAUUCCGGGUCGAUCAUCAAGGAGGAAACCUAGAUUAGUGAAGAUGAGGAAACAAUCGGGGUUUAAUCGGGUUGACCCGGUUUCUAAGAGCUCGGAUCAUAGCAGUGAAGGUAGUAGUAGUAGUACUGGUAAGAGGGCAAUGUUGAACAAAAAUAAUGGAGAAUCUAAUGUGGAGCGAAUGGGGGGCUGUAGAAUUGGAAAAAGUGGUAAUGAGGGUUUUGUUUUUGGUUUGGACUCAAAUUUGGAGAAUUUGGGUUUUGUUUUUGGAGCUAAUAAUACCAGUAGCUUGAAGUUUAACUCGAAGAUGAAGAAUGCUGGUCGACCAAAUAAGAACAGUAGGGCAUCCUAUUUGAAUGUGUCUAAUAAGGAGCCUGACUGUAGUGAGAGCAAUAGUAAUUCGAAGUCGAAAUUGGAAUUUGGACAAAGGAAGUCUAGUGGAAAUGUAGGACAACCACAAGUUGAUGAGGUCAAGAAUUGCUCGAGCGAAUCUCAUAAAAAUGAGCAGUCCAGUACAUUGCAAUCAGAUAAAUUAAAAGCUAACUUUGUGUUUGGUGCUAGUAAACAUAACUUUGACUUAGGGAACAGAGUGUGUAAUAAAGAUGAAGCACACAGGGGAGCAGAGUCUCAGGGUUCAAAAUUCAAUGACACUUCUGUUUUUGGGUAUGGCAUCAAAGGGAAGAACAAAGAGAAUGAAAAUGGAAAAGUUGCUGAAGAUGUGGAGAAUUUUGAUAGGGAAAAGACCCACAAUCAGAAUGGUUGUUGGAAUGCCCAAAAAAGUGGCUUGGAGGCUGAUGGGAAGCUCAAGUUUGCUUCAAGUAGUAGGAAUACUGUAGACACUGAUUUACCAAAAAACCCCAUUUUUAAACUCUCUGAUGAGAUGAGUUCAUUGAACAUUGGCCAUUCAGCACCAGUUAGUGGUGCUGAGAAGACCAACAAUAUAAAUGAGAACUCACGUGUCAACAUCCAGAAUGUAUUUGUGUUUGGAUUUAACCAAAAUACUUCGAACGUUUCAACUGAAAGCGGUGCUUGUAAUUCUUGUGAUCAGCCGAUGGAUGUCAAUGUAAACGAUCCUGGUAGUAGCUCUGGUUUUGAUAAAGCUGAUACAAUUGAUGGAGCACCAAAUGCCAGGAAAGCUUGUGCAUCUGAAAUUGAUGAAAAUUUUGUUAGUUCAUUAAAGGGAAGUAAGGAGAAAAGAAUGCCUGGAGAAACAGUGCAUACUAAUGCCAAGUUUGGUCUUUCCAGUGAGCAAAUAAAUUCAUUUAGCUUCUCUGCAGGAACCUCUGGGAAAGAAAAUCAGCCAAUAAAUUUUAACAGUGAGACUGGUGCCUCGAGUGAAUUGCUGCAGAAUAAUCUAAAUAGUAACAUGGAGAGGGAUAAGAUGCCGUUUCCAUUAUUUACACCAGAGAGUUUUGGAUCCCAGCAGAAAGUUGACACCCCCGAAGAACCUUCCGGCCUUCAAGCUGAGAAGAAGGAUGAAUUCAGCUUUUCAAGCACACCAUUUACACCUGGGAAGCCCUUUUUUGAUUUUAGUGCAUCUAAUUCAAAUAAAUCGUUUUCUUUUACUGCUAAUUCAUUUUCCGGAGUAAAUGAAAAGUUGGGUUGUGGAACAAGUAGCAGAUUGAGGGACAAAAAAGUGAAAAAGAAGAAGUCAUUGAGGCAAGAAACCUUGGUACAACGGUUAGCUGCUGAUUUGUCUAACGAAAACAGUUCCACGCACAAUAAUGGGUCUCCUGGAUGUGGUUCACCUAUGGAUUUUUCACCAUAUCAGGAUACAAAGUCUUCUACAUCUGCUGAUAAUUCUACCGGGGCAACUGAAACCAAGGAGGAUGUGGUUGCUGCCAAAGACACACCUGUUUUCAAUGACUCUCAGAAGAAAUGUGGAGAAGGAAAUGAGAAAUUUUCUGGGACUGAUUCUGGAACGGACUCUGAUACUCGGAGAGAUUUUAGUUCCUAUACUUCACCCUCUGCAAAAGAUGGGUUAUCAUCCAUAAGGCGCCAAUAUAGGAAAAAAUACAAAUUGAAAGUUGACAGUGGUUCAAACAACUUAAAUUACAGAAAAGUCGAGUUCUCCUCCGAUGCAGCUCAACAUUCUUCCUUUGGUUGUAAAAGUUCAGCAGACGUCCCAAGUGGAGUUACAUCUCAUAUGAGAAAUAAAGGUAUACAUGUAUCUAAAGCUGAUGAAGACCAUGGGAUGCUGGGGCUCACUGACCGUGAAGCCAGUGAAAAGUGGCGGAUCAGGGGAAACCAAGCCUAUAAGGCUGGAAAUCUUUCGCAAGCUGAGGAUUUAUACACCAAGGGUAUUAAAUCAGUCUGUGCUACAGAAAUUUCAGGCUCUUGCCUGGAGCCUGUUUUGUUAUGCUACAGCAACCGAGCUGCCACACGAAUGUCGCUGAGAAGGAUGAGGGAAGCCAUCAGUGAUUGUGCAUCUGCAGCUGCCUUAGACCCUCACUUUCUUAAAGUAAAGCUACGAGCAGCAAAUUGUUAUCUGCUUCUUGGUGAGGUUGAAGAAGCAAUUAAGUAUUACAACAAUUGCUUGGAAUCAAGAAUUAAUUUGUGCCUGGAUAGGAGAAUUACAAUUGAUGCAGCAGAAGGCUUGCGAAAAGCACAGAAAGUAUCUGAACAUAUGCAUCGGUGUGCUGAACUUUUGCAACAAAGAACUGCAGAUGCAGCAAAAAAUGCACUUGGAAUUACCAAUGAAGCCUUGUCUAUCAGCUGCUAUUCAGAAAAGUUACUUGAAAUGAAAGGAGAGGCUCUUUGCAAGCUGCAGAUGUAUAAUGAAGUGAUUGAGCUGUGCGAAAAUUCUCUUGAUAUUGCUGAAAAGAACUUUACUUCUGACUUUGCAAACUUAGAUGAUCUCAAUAGCAAAAGCUCCUCUUUGAGGCUUUGGAGAUGGCACCUUAAGUCCAGGUCGCACUUCCAUCUUGGAAAGCUUGAGAUGGCCCUUGACUUAAUUGAGAAACAAGAGCAAAUGGUUUCUGUUGGGAAAAGAUCUGAAAACAUGACCCAGGAAUCAUCUUCUCUAGCAGCCACUAUUCGUGAACUUUUGCAUCGCAAGAAAGCCGGAAACGAGGCAUUUAAGUCUGGAAAAUAUAUGGAAGCUAUUGAACAUUAUACUGCAGCUAUAUCCAGCAGUGUUGAGUCGCGUCCUUUUGCAGCUAUCUGUUUCUGCAAUCGAGCUGCUGCUCACCAAGCUCUUGGUCAAAUUGUUGACGCCAUUGCAGAUUGCAGUCUUGCCAUUGCUCUUGACAAGAACUACACAAAGGCUGUUUCAAGGAGGGCUACCUUACAUGAGAUGAUAAGGGACUAUGGGCAUGCUGUAAAUGAUCUUGAGAGGCUCAUAUACCUUCAGGAAACUCAAUCACAACAAAGGACUCAACGAUCUGAGGCGCUAGAUAAGUCAAAUGGAAGCAGUGCUAAAGACGCAAAGCGAACUCGUCGGCAGCUUUCGUCAAUUCAAGAGAAGGCCAAAAAAGGAACGUCAUUGGAUCUUUAUCUUAUUUUGGGAAUCAAGUCAUCUGAUACAGAAUCUGACAUCAAGAAGGCAUAUAGGAAAGCAGCCCUCAGACAUCAUCCUGACAAGGCGGGUCAAAUUUUGGCAAGGAGUGAUGCUGCGGAUGAUGGAGGCUUGUGGAAAGAGAUCUCUGAGACCAUUCGCAAUGAUGCUGAUAGGCUAUUCAAGUUGAUUGGGGAAGCAUAUGCUGUUCUCUCAAAUUCCGACAAGCGUGCAAAUCAUGAUUUAGAAGAGGAAAUGAGGGAUGUUCAAAGGGAAAGCACGAGAAACAGCGGUUCUUGCAGACCAUCUGAUUCUUACUCUUCUCCAUUUGAGAGGACCAACUGGUCUAGAAGACAGUCUAACUUUUACAGUUCUCCAUUUGGUAAAAGCAGUACUAGGCACUAUGGGCAGGAGUAUUGGAGAACCUAUGGAGAAUCACAUCCCCGAUGGUAAAAGAUAUGCAUCUCUACAUAUCUGUAGAAUUAGAGAUGGUGCCUGCCGCCCUGUACAAAGGGAGCUUUUAUUAGUUCAGCACCUGCUUGUCCAGUGGAGCUGUCGGAGGAUAAUUGGCACUAAGAGCCAUAUAUUUAUGAAGUCGAAGUCAAUAUUUGCUUGGAAAGGUCAUUAAAGAAGUUGCAAAGCCAUGCUUUUGGUUGGAACUCUGUAGUAAACACAUCUGCAAUGUUGCAAAGCACUUCUGCAGGACAUUCAGUGACUCCGGUCAAAGAGGAAAUGCCUAUUUCCUUGAACCUGUUAUUUGAUAUCGUGGGGUUAGUUGUGGUAAGAGGUCUGCAGGCCGUGUAGUAUUUAAUGUUAUCUGUGAUUACGUUGUUCUAAUAAUCCUCAAAUGACACUGUUUGUCUGUUCAACCGAAGUUUCAACUGGUUGAUAUUGAGAAUAAUGGUCACACCAUCAACUUGCAGGAGUAGCUGGCUUUUGUGGUGCCCAGAAAUGUUCAAACAGGAGAUUAUUUUUUGCGUAAAUGUCACUUGCUGCAUGCCAUGCAGCAAUUAUUUCUGAUGUAUAUCUUUUUGUAAUUAUACUACACAUUCUGGUCAGUGGUUAAUUUAGAAAAAAUCCAUUUUUUCAA